Messenger RNA from Dipodomys ordii (Ord's kangaroo rat), 414 nucleotides. RefSeq names its product phosphohistidine phosphatase 1 (gene Phpt1). Gene Ontology annotation, biological process: peptidyl-histidine dephosphorylation. Gene Ontology annotation, molecular function: protein histidine phosphatase activity. The record is from RefSeq and is a predicted model, not a curated record. Gene Ontology annotation, cellular component: cytosol. NCBI's taxonomy places the organism in Eukaryota, Metazoa, Chordata, Mammalia, Rodentia, Heteromyidae. Bases 1 to 414 code for a protein of 137 amino acids. The transcript has 2 exons.
AUGGCGGCGGAGGGCCUCGCUGAGAUGCCUGAUGUGGAUAUGGAUCCCGAGGGCGUCUUCAAGUACGUGCUGAUUCGAGUCCACUCGAGGCCGCCCUCCGGGGCUCAGGGCGAGGACAGCAAGGAAAUCGUGCGCGGCUACAAGUGGGCCGAGUACCACGCCGAUAUUUAUGACAAAGUGUGUGGCGAGCUGCAGAAGGAGGGUUAUGACUUCGAGUGUCUGGGCGGCGGCCGCAUCUCCCACCAGAGCCAGGACAAGAAGAUCCAGGUGUAUGGCUACUCCAUGGGCUAUGGUCAGGUGGCUGCAGGGUGUAGGCAAGAGUCACCCCCUUUGAGGAGCAGCUCCUGCAUCAACGGAGGCACCAGGAGGUAUGUGCUGGUGUUCACAAUGAGGAAAGGGGAUCAGGUGCCUUGA